UAAAUGUAUGAUUUUUUUAGAUUGUGAAAUAUUUAUGCUUUUAUUUAUAUAUAUAUUUGUAUAAUAUAAAAAAGCUUCACCAAUAUUAUAUUUAUAAAUAUGUAUUUAUUUGAGUUAUGACAUAAGAUUAUUUAACUAGUCUGUGACAGUGUAUACAACAUUUAUAGUGGAAUGACUCAAAGACUGUAAUACAAUGUAAUGUUUCUCCGUUGAUUUCAUGACACCUAGAACUUCACUUCUCAAGCCACUUCAUCGCUCCGAGAACCGUUUUGUCAGACUCAACGAAACGCGUUAUGAAAAAAGAUCUGGACCUUCUGAUUUUCCGUUAAACAACAAACAUGGCGUCCUCUGCUGAUGUCCAUGUCCGAAUAUGUGGCCAAGAAAUUAUUAAAUACGAUUUAGAGAUCAAAGCUAUUAUUCAGGACAUCAGAGAAUGUUCUGGGCCGCAGACAGUGCUGAUGGAUCUGAAUGCCACAGUGAAGGAAAAGUUCAGUCAGUUAAGACAGAGAAUUCAGGACAUGGAGCAGAUGGCUAAAGAGCAAGACAGAGAGACCGACAAGCAAGCUAUCUUGAGUGAAACUGAAUGCCAUCGUAAGCAGAUGUUAAGUAACCAGAUGGCAUGGAGGAAGGCCAAUCUGGCCUGUAAACUGGCCAUCGAUAACCUGGAGAAAGAUGAACUGCUUCAGGGAGGUGACUCUGUGAGACAGAGGAAAGCAACUAAAGAGAGUCUGGUGCAGACUUCCAGUGACAUCACAGGGAGUUUGAUGGGCAUCAGUCGAAUGAUGGCACAGCAGGUGCAGCAGAGUGAAGAGACCAUCGGCACUCUAGCUACAUCUUCAAAGACUGUGCAAGAGACAAAUGAAGAGUUUAAGUCGAUGACCAGCACCAUCCAUUUGGGAAGAAAGCUCAUCCUGAAAUAUAAUCGGCGUGAACUGACAGACAAAUUGCUGAUCUUUUUAGCUCUCUCUCUGUUUCUGGCAACAGUGCUCUACAUCCUGAAAAAGAGACUCUUCCCCUUCAUUUAGUGAAAAGGGAACUCAGCCUCCAUCUGCCUGCCAUUUAAAAUCAUUCUGUGAAUGUUUCAACCUAAUUUGACCCCUCAAUCUUCACGGUAGACCUGGCAUGAAUUUUAAAAUGACUUAUGGAGAUGAAGAAUCCAUUCUUCCUCCAUUGCCUGGGAGGAAGACGCACAUUCGUGCACUAAUGCUAGUGAGGUUCAGUGAAUAACAGUAUGCAAAUAACAACCGAGACAAUGAGAUUUUGAACAGGUCUUGUACUAGAUUGCAAUGUUGGAGUUGCUGAACAAAUUGUAUCCAUUAAUUACAAAAUAUAUUGAAGUACUCUGUCCAUAUUAACUGGCUUGAAAAUGGUCUAGGGCAAUAAGGCAGGACAUUAAAGAGCUAUUAUAAAAAUGUCAGGUCUUAGAAUUUAGAAUAACAAUAUGAAAUAAAAGCAGACUCUGUUAUUUUUCAUUAUUAGUCUUACUGAUUACAUUUCCAUUUUAGUUGCAUAUUUACCCUUUGUGCAAUUGUAAUCCACUUUUUUUCUUUGGGAAUAAUGUUGGAUGUUUUGAUCUCAGGUUAAUUCAGUAAUAUUCCAGACCCUGAUGGGUAAUCUCUGCAUAAACUCGGCAUAAUGUCAAUGCCUUAUGAACUUAACAAAGUUGCUGCCACUUCUUAUAAAAGUUGAUUAAAUACUUGAUGUUCUGUAUAGAACAUAUUAUAGACAUAAAUUAUUUCAUUUCAUUCAAACUUUGAUUUGUGGGAAAGUACUUUGUAUAAGCCAUUUUUUUAAUCUGCUUCUGUUUAAUUUUGUGUGCAAAUUUAUA
Xyrauchen texanus (razorback sucker) is the source of this 1828-nucleotide messenger RNA. RefSeq names its product vesicle transport protein SEC20-like. Lineage: Eukaryota; Metazoa; Chordata; Actinopteri; Cypriniformes; Catostomidae. Gene Ontology annotation, molecular function: SNAP receptor activity. Gene Ontology annotation, cellular component: endoplasmic reticulum; SNARE complex. The coding region runs from base 339 to 1025 and encodes 228 amino acids. The transcript is spliced from 6 exons. The record is from RefSeq and is a predicted model, not a curated record. Gene Ontology annotation, biological process: retrograde vesicle-mediated transport, Golgi to endoplasmic reticulum.